Molecule: messenger RNA, 1537 nt
Organism: Megalops cyprinoides (Indo-Pacific tarpon)
Lineage: Eukaryota; Metazoa; Chordata; Actinopteri; Elopiformes; Megalopidae
Product: protein YIPF6
Exons: 7
Coding region: 3-692 (229 amino acids)
Biological process (GO): endoplasmic reticulum to Golgi vesicle-mediated transport
Cellular component (GO): membrane; trans-Golgi network
Source: RefSeq, a predicted model, not a curated record
AGAUGGCGGAAGUGGAUGAAAGCGUCAGACCUAUGUUCGCAGGGCUUUCAGAUGUUUCCAUCUCAGAGGACAUUCCAGUUGAGGGAGAGAUCACAGUGCCAGUUGGCUCUUCAACUCAGGACGAUGAAUACUCUACCCUGGAUGAGCCUGUCAAAGACACCAUUCUGAGGGAUUUGAAAGCAGUAGGGAAAAAGUUUGUUCAUGUGAUGUAUCCGAAAAAAAGCUCCACAUUACUCCGAGACUGGGAUCUGUGGGGCCCACUUCUCCUCUGUGUGACGCUGGCAUUAAUGCUGCAAGGCGGCUCAGCAGACAGCAAGGAUGACGGGGGCCCCCAGUUUGCCGAGGUCUUUGUGAUCAUCUGGUUCGGGUCCGUCAUCAUUACUCUCAACUCCAAACUCCUGGGAGGUACCAUCUCCUUCUUCCAGAGCCUGUGCGUGUUGGGGUACUGCAUCCUGCCACUGACCGUGGCCAUGGUCGUCUGCAGACUGGUGCUGCUGGGGGGGAGCGGCAAGGUCAGUUUUGUUGUCCGGCUCAUCGUGGUCACCGCCUCCUUCGGCUGGUCAACCUUCGCUUCUACAGCAUUCUUGGCAGAUAGCCAGCCUCCAAAUCGCAAGGCCCUGGUGGUGUAUCCAGUCUUCCUAUUUUAUUUUGUCAUUGGCUGGAUGAUCCUCACCUUUUCACCGUCUCCGUAGCGGGACCACCUCGGUUUAAACUCUUAAAGCUUCAAUUCUGUUUUGGAAUGGACUGAGUGUACCGCAGAGCUCCCUCUUUGCCCCUCAGCGGACCACAGGAAAGGUUGGGAGCAUCUGUCAACUUGGAAACUGAAGGCAGAAGACGCGCAUGUUCUUCUGUGUGCAGGGAAAAGGCAGGGGGAAAAAAAAGCAAAGGUUCAAUGACCCAGGAUAAUGGUAUUGUGGCAGGAUGGAGAUGUUCAUCAGUUGUUCUCAUCAGCCUCUUUUAUUCAUUGAUUUGGGAGCGUUUGAUUGAGGAGCUGAGUCAUGUGCACACAGGAUCUGAUUACAGUCCUGACUUCAAAUUACCCAUCUGGAGAAAUAAUGCCAGAAUUCCUGCAGAAGGGAUGAUGGUCCAAAAUAGACCAGAACAGGAACUAUAGAAUAAACAUUAGUACACACUGGAUCACUGUUGUAUACUGUAACAGUGGAAAACUCUGAUAUUAAGAUCUAACAAUCACUUAUAGAAUCAAGAUGCCCUUCUGUCAUUAUAAAAGUGUCCUUUCAGUUUUGGAGCAAUUAGCAUAUAGUUCUUGGUUUCCUCAAAGUGCAUAUCCAUUCAUUUCAUUACCCAAUGUGAAGGUAUCCCUGAAAUGUCAGAGCCAGAAAGCCCAUUAGUAGUACUUCAUGAUCAGAUUUUGUGUUUCAUUGUUUAAUCCAAACUGACACAUACAUAGACAACUGUGGUCCAUGUACUGUAUACAGCAGUUCUCACUUGAAUGUGUAUUAAUUUUCUCAGUUUACUUUCUUGUCUGUGAGAAUAUUCCUGUCUAAGAGAAUAUUUUAAGUAUGUGGAAGUUUGUGGG